AGAUUGUGUGCCCAAGGUUCAGCGGGUUGUCCUUCGGGGAGGAGACAGAGGGAGUAGGAAAAAAAAAUUGGGUCGGGGUCAAGGAGAGGAAUGACAUUGUGUCAUUUAUCUUUUUUAGAUUCGCGUCCAAGAUGGUUUGGACGCCUGACUUGCGGGUCCGCAUGUGUGCAAUGCAGGCGUUGAUCACUCAGUUAACAACCCGGGGUAGGAAUUGAAGUUGGCUUCAGGGGCAAUGGCGGAAAGAGAAUACUCAUGUCAGGGGCAAUGACGAAGGGAGAAAUUCUCUCCUGUUAUCAGUGGAAGAGAGGUAGAGAGGUAGUAUAUAGGAGGACAGGCAACAUGUAUCAAGUGUAUGCAGAUACAUUGUAACUGGCCUCUUUACCGGUAGUGGUUGCUCUCCUGUUGCUUGUCCGUUCUUACUAUCCGUCAGCAAAUUUCAUCCAUCUUAAAAAAAAAAAAAAAAAAAAAAAACAAAAAAAAAAAAAAAAACAUACAUCUUGCUCUCAGUCUCGCGGUGCUUGUCUUUGUGGGGAUUCGAUCCGCUGUGUCUCGUGGUCUGUGCUUUCUCCGUUCCCUCUUCUUGUACGCCCAUCUUUGUCGGUGAUUCUGUGAGAAGAAGGGCGUAGCUCUAUCUUAAAUGUAUUUGAACGCAUUUACGGUUGGAGCUGGAUGUAUCUGACCCCAAUCACGUCCAUAAAUAAGUAAGAAAGUCGUGAUGUGCGCGUGCCCUAAGGGGAUAUCCUUUGACCGCCAAGUUGGUUUUUUGCUACCCCUCUCUUCCCUGAGGAGUUGUGGUUUUGGGGGUUGAGGCCUGUGGGGGCGAAACUUCCCACCUGUAUGGGUUAUAAGCAUUGUUGGCUGGUAAAUUGCAGAUGACGUGGAGGAAGACCCACCUUUCCCUCGGGAUAUCGAGGGCAUUUUUGUAGGAGGGGACAGGCGGCCUUCUGCCUUUUUCAAUUGGGCUGGGCAACCCCCUGACCAUCAUCAUCAUCAUCAUCGUCAUCAUCUCCAUCAUCACUAUCAUCAGCAAUCGUCGUUAUCAUUGUCGUUGGCAUCAUCGUUUGCUUCGUCAUCGUCUUCAUAAUCACAUCGACGCUGUCAUCAUCAUCAAAGGGGAGGGUUCUGCCAUUUGUUGGUUAUCUUCUGAGAGGUUUUCACCACGUGUUCCUUGUUUCCGAUGCCACGUGUCAGCAAUAUACGGACACGGCGGCCUUGUCGUUGACAUCUGCUUGAGGGCGGGGGGGCUGAUAGUUAUUGCUGAAGGGAAAGCGUGGCAGGUUUGUCCGUCGAGUAUCGGUGCGCGCGCGAUCAAUGUAUACUGCUGCCUGAUGAGCGGACAUUGACUGAUUGCUGCCCCCAAGGAGUAAUGAAUCGACUCGAUUAAUUUGGCGCGCAAUGGCAGUGCAAUGGAAAGCGUUCGGUGGCGUCCGAUGAUGGUUAACGGCAGUGAGGAUGAAGGGGACGAUGAUGUAAUCAGAGAGUCGGCUGGGCGAGGGAGGAGAGGAGGAAAGAGAGGACUAGAGGGAGGAGAGGGAAGAGGAUUGCGUGGAGGAGUGGGUGGAGGAGUGGGUGGAAGAAAGGGAGGAGGAAGAGGAGAGGAGAGAGAAGGAAGUUGCAUUUGGGUUCCAAACAGUUAUGCCUUUCGGGAAAAGCCAGGACUCCGGGUAUCGAAAGCAGGAGGAUUGGGCGGCGUCUCGGAUUAUUUGGUUGCUAUCUGCAAGUGACAAAGGGUGAGAGAGGGGAGAGAGAGGGAGUGGCAGCAUCGGGUAGGAGGAGGGAGGUGGUCCUCUUGUGAGGAUGAUGGGGAAAUCGGGCGGGGGGAUGUUGAGCGCGACGUUCCUGCGCGUGCGGGACUUCACAUCAAACAUCUUUUCGAAUCUCGCAGGGAGCGGAGACGGUGACACGUGGCGAAGCGUGACGGUGAAGAUCGAGGACAAAGGUAAUCCCGGAGGCGAGAGUUGCAGUGGGAGUGGGGGGGCCGGGGGGGGGGAGAAGGACGAAGGACGCACGAACAAGGGGUGCAGGGAGAAGAAUGGAGAAGCAGAGGAAGGAGCAGGAGGAGGAUUGUCGGUCGGGGUCGGAGUGGAGGUGAGACAUGGGCAACGGCAGAAGCGGACGCGCAUACAGCAAGAGCGACUGGGAGUGGGAGGAGGAGGGAUAGAUGGUGAGGCUGAAGGAGCCGUGGUUGGCGCGAGCAGCGCAGAAGCGCGCGCAGAGAUAAACGGAAAUGGAACGAUGGACAAAGCAGGGGGGGAGGAGGGGGGGCAGGAGAGCAGCAUGGCAGGCAGGAAGGCUGGUGGGAGGCAGAAACAGCCGGUGACGGAGGAGUGUACUGCGGGGGGGCUCGAACGGGAUGGAAAUGAUGACGUGGCAGCUAGGGAGGAGGAUGGACUAUGGAGGUCUAAGAGGAGGAAGAUUGCGCUCGAAGGGGGGACUAGGGGGGCGAAGGAGGCGGAAGUGGAGGAGGUGGUUUGCCGGUCUGUUCCAGCCUGGGGAGCCUGCGGGAUCGCGACACGUGCGGCUUCGGGGGAUGGAGGAGGCGGCGGAACAUAUGGCAGCGGAAGAGGCGGGGGAGGGAUAUCUAUCAAUAGGGCGCGCGAUUGCCAGGUACCGGUGUCUGUGUCGCUGGGGACAAGGGGGUUGGGCGGAGGGGGAGUGGGGGGGGGUGGAGGGCUGGUGGAGGCGCUCGCCGCCGCUCGAAGCAGCAGAGCUUUUCGGCCCCUGGCUGUUCCGCGAGGAAAGGGGAAGGAGCAGGGCGGCGCGAGGGGGAUUCGGAUUGGUGUUGGCGGGAAGGCGGGGAGAGGCGCUCAGGGUGCGGCGGCGGUUGGAAAUGGAGGAGCUGCGCCGGUGGUCGUUCUUGAUGAUGAAGAGGGAGAGGGAGGACAUGUCCGAGCUACUGAUUUGGCGGGAGGAGGUACACGGGCUGCGCGGGGGAAGAAGGUGGUCAUUAGCGAUACAGAGAGCAGCAGUGGAAACGAGGAAGAUAAUGAAAAUGGCGCCAAGAAAACCGCGCGAAGCGUGGGACGCAGGAGAGCGCAGGUGGCGGAUCCGUUCUUCGUAGAUGAUCUUGAUGACGUGGACGACUUCGUUUUUGUGAGAGGAAAAGGUGGGAAUGAUAACGGUAGCGAAGCGGCGGCGGCGGCGAGAUUGGGAAGAGGAAGCGAGGGUAGGCGAGCGGAGAAAGGGGAGGAGGGAAAUGGUGGACUGGUCGGAGAUCUGGGGGGAAUGGGGCUAGCAGCAGCAGCAGCGGCAGCAGCAGAAGAAGCAGCAGGAGCAGCAGCAGCAGCAGCAGCAGCUGCGGGGAGCUGCAGUGUCGGAGCCGGUGUGGAAUGCGAUGGAGGAGGCCGGGGUCAGUCCAGAUGGGGGGGAGGGGGGUUUGGCAAGGGGGGGGCUACUAUUGGAACGGAAGGGGGAACAAGGUUUUUUGGACAGUUAAAUAGGGGGGCUUGCGGGAGAGGUAAAGGCGCGCUAGGAGGAGGGGGGGGAUUGAAUGGGUUCGUGGGGGGAACGCGGCCUCUUGCCGGGGACGUGGGGACUGCUGCUUAUCCGGAUUUGGCGACAGACCUUGUCGAUGGGAUGAUAGGGUCGGGAUUAGGUCCAGGUUCGGCAUCAGGUCGCGGUUUAGGUUCGGGAGGAGGUCCGGGAUUAGGUUCGGGAUCGAGUGGUGGUCCCGGCGGAGGAGGUGCGGGGGGACGGGGGACGGCGGCGGCGGCGGCGACGCCCCCCAACGGUUUUCGCUAUGGGAUGCCAUCAACAGCGGCAGCAACUCCCGAGGGGACUGAUGUGAUAGGGUCAUCGAAGUCGGUCAGGGGAUCGACGAAGAAAGACCCGCACAGAGAGGUAGGAGGAGGAAGAGGAGGACGAGGGAGAGGAGGGGAAGCGGAAGAUGGGUGUGAAUCGGACUGCGUGUUUGUUGGAGAGGUGCGAAGGGGUGGGGGAGCCGCGGGGCGCGCCUCGGGAGUAGCCGCAGCUGCCACCCGCCGCCUGGGGGGAGAAGGGUUUGUCAUCUUACCGGGAAAGGGGUUGGUGAGGAAUGGGGGGCAGCGAGCAGGGCGCAGCUUUGAUGGUCGGUUACGAAGCCGGAGGCUGCGGAUGCCGGCGACAAAUGGAGGAGGUCAUGAUGGUGGGAUGGAGUCGUCGCGGCUUAGACCCCAGCGACCGAGAUCCCGGUUUCAGCAAUGGGGACGCGGUGUUGGGGAGCGAGGAGGCAAAAGGCAGGUGGGAGGGAGGGAGGGAGAGGGGUUGCGCAGUGGCCUUAGGAAUGAAGGGGGGUGGCGGUUUGGGUUCGGGCAGAGUGACUUGGAAACCAGCGACGAGAGUGGAGGGACAGAAGUUGGAAUAGCCACCGCCGUCUUACGUGACUGGGAGGAAAGGUUAUCGACUGAUGAUGACGUGGCGGAGUCAGACGAGGCGGCGGCUGAAAGUGUGUCUGGCUACGAGGAGGAGGAAAGCGAGAGCGGCGAUGACGAUGGGCCGAGUAGCUCCUCUUCAUCGGCUGUGUUUGGAGCCUCACAGGAGGAUAUCAAGAGGCAAUGGGAAACCGCAGCGGCGAGGAGGAAGAUGAACGUGGAGGCCGCGAAGAUGGGUGCGUCGUCAGCACCGAGGUCUGUCAACGAAGCAGUGGUGGCAGGGGAGAGGGGUAAAGAGAGAGUGGUAGGUGGGGGGGCGACGACGAGUGGAAUACUUGGUCGAGCGGGAGGGGGAGGGGGGGUAGGAGGGGGAAAUGAGACGAAGGAGCGAGGGGUAGGGAAGGGGGUAGGAGGUUGGGGGGGCAAAGGUUUGUGGGACGAUGAUAAUCAGGGCGGGUCGUCUUGGAGAAGCGGGGGCGGGUUGUCGCGUUGGGAGGCCGGCGGAGAGCGCCACGUGGAGUCUGGAGCGAGUGACUUAGACGCAGGGGGACCAGCCGGAGCAGCAGGAGCAGCAGCAGCGGGGACCGCAGAGGAGGCCAUGCCGCCGGCGGCGCAGUUUGUCCAUGUGGAUGAUGAGUCGACCCGUUGUGGUUUCGGUAAAGCUCUUGAUGGCAUUCUGAACAAGAGGGGCGGGGCAGAGGUUGGCGGCGCGAAACAGUCUGCGGAAGGUGGUGGGGGGUGUUGGCAAUGGGGAUCGGGGUCCAGAUCUGGCGGCGCUGGCUUCGACCCCGAGCGGGACGGAGGCGGACUCGAGAAAGGGAGCGUGGGGAGUUUCAGGAUGGCUGCUGGUGAACAACCAGCAGCAGGCGGGGACGUAUUGUUGAACAACAGCAACAGCAGAUCGAGCGAUGUCCGCUCUCCGCUGGUGGAAGGGAGAGCUGCGGGAGGAGGAGAGAAGGGUGGCGGUGGGGGAGCAGCAGCAGAUGAGACGACGGGGAACGGUGAAGUGGGGGCGUCGGGCAGCGAUGAAGCGGGGCGGGGAGCGGGCGCGGUUCCUGGCGGGGGGCUGGCAGGGGAGCAGGACUCCAACGACGCCUGGGAAAGAUGGAGUUCCCGGGUCGCGAGUCUGAGCAAUGCCGGGGGGAGAGGGAGGGGAGGACCAGGGGUGUUUAGCUUGGGUGGGCGCAGAGGAGGAGGGCGAGAAGGAGAGAAGGGGCGAUUCAGGCCAAUGGGCGAGCGGUACGAACGGUUUUGUGCGACCAAUGACGAGCUGAAGAUGGGUAAGUUCCGACGUGGUGCGGCGUCCGGGAGCGGGAGCAGGGGGGGGGUGGUAGGAGCGGAGGUCGGCGGAGACGGGGGAAGUCGCGGUAGCUUUGGCCUGGACAAAGAUGCGGAAGGGCGGGGCGGAGAGAAGGUGGGUGUUGGGGGAAGGGAUGGAGGAGGAGGAGCGGAAGGCGUGAACGGUGGUGGUAUGACGGAGGGGGCUUCCAAAAGGGAAGAAGAGGUGUGGAAGGAGCGGAGUGCGCCAGAAGGAGAGGAGCGGAAGGGGAGCGGGGGGGAAGGGGGGGAGGGUGAGGACCCUCGCCCAACCUCUGGUGCCACCGAAAGGCAGCAGGAGCCGAUGGGCGGGGAGCUCUCUGGGAAUAGAUUGGCACCCGGGAUCUGCGCUGAACGUGAGGAGGAUGGAGCGACCGGUCGUACCGAUGGGUGUGAAGAGCAAGGUGGUCGGGGUGUGCGAGGUCAAGGCGAGGGCAAUGAGCCGACGACGUCUUGUCCUGCCAGAGGAGGAGUGGAGUUGGGAGGAGAGGAGAAUGGGAGGAGGAGGAGGGAAUCUGUUGCCGACGAUGCGAAGGCGAGCGAGGUGGUGGGUGGUAGUGAUGUCCAUGCCGAGAGGAACGGUAGUGGGUAUCCAGGGAAUGGCUGUGAGAACGGGGUCAUCUCGGUGAUAAGCGAGGAGGAAGAAAUGGAAGAGGCAGGGGGGAAGGGGAAAGAACAGGAAACGAGAGGCGAGAACAAGGAGGAGGAGGAGGAGGAGGAGGAGGAGGAGGGGAAAGCAGCAGAAGAGGACCGGCAGCAGCAACUACAACAGGAAAGAGCGUGUAUCGUGGGUUUGACACGAGAGAUCGUGAAAGAUAGCGAAGCGUAUCGCGCUGCAGAGGAGGAAGAGUGGAGGAGAAGAGAAGAGGAGGUCAAGCGGCAGGCUGCGGAGGCCCAAAAACUGAGGAGAAGGAAGAAGGCUGAAAUGGAAAGAAGGCUGAAGAUGGAGGCUCGACAACGGCAGCGUCUCGAGGACCUCCGGAAGCAUCAACGACAGGAGCAACACAGUUUGGGUCAGAAAGAGCAGAUCAGGGGGAUGAUUAGAGCAAACCUGGAGCGCAAGGUGGUUGGCUGCGUGGACAUGGUAUCUUUGCUAAGGGUGCUAGGGAUCCAAGUUGAGGGAGGAUUGCGGCCUUCGCCAGAGCAGGUUAGCAGUGCAUACAAGAAAGCGUUGCUUCGUUUCCAUCCGGACCGUGCUGCUGCGUCUGGAGGUCGUGACCCAAUGAAGCAGGUGGAAGCAGAAGAGACUUUUAAACUUAUGUCCAGAAUGAAGAACACACUUCCCCUAACAGGGUAUUAAAGUCUGCCAUUCCCAGAUCGAGCGAGGUGCGGGUUGCUGGGUAAAGAUCGUUGUGGUUGUAGGGGUGGCUGUGAUUUGUGCCAACCCUCCUUAGCUUUAUUUGUAGUUCUGGUGAGGAACCUCGUAAAUAGCCUUUGGGGCAGGUUUUCACACCCCUUCUUACCCCCCCCCGCGUACCCCACCAUCCGAGUCCUCCUGGUCUGCGUCUUCCCUGUCAAAUGACUUCUCUUUCUAUCAAGCUCCUGUGCCAAAUGGCUUCUCUUGCUAUCGAGCUUCUGACGAAUGGCUUCUCUUUCUAUCGAGCUCCUCUGUGCCUGCUGCUGCCGUCUCGCUUGAGAUUUCUUGGCUGUUGUCUGUCUCGCCAUGAUCCCUUGGGUACUUUCUUAGUGUGAAGUUUUGUGGUAUAUCGUAUAUGUAUUUGGCCUGAAUGAUUGAAAGGUUCGUUUACUUUCUUUGUGUAUUGUUUAGUGGGUGAUCGGCCAUUGUGUGAUGUAAAGAACGCGAUUGGGGUUACUCUUCAUCUUCACGGUUUCAUGGUCUGGGGUGAUGACACUUGUAUUGGCACAAAGAGAAUGCACCAGAAGGACUGGCAGAGUGAGCGUGUAUAUUUUGCACCCCAACGAGCUAGUCAACAGGCAGAGGAAGCUGCCUUCUUAACAGAGAAUGCCUGGCUCUAACCCUGGCUGCGUUAGGGUGAGGGCAACCCUGGCUGCAUUAGGGUGAGGGUAGAGAGGCAGCAUUGAGCAAUAUCAUGGUGCUGAGUUAACGUUGAGCCCACAGUAGUUAUGAGUUCACCCUUCUUUCCUUUGCCUCUUUCUUUCCAAAUUCUUGUUUCUCUUUCCUGCAUCUCAUUGUGUGUGUUUGCACACACACACAUCUAUGUGAAGUAUUUACGAUCGGGCUCUUCCUCGUGUUCUUUUUCUCAGUAUGUUGUACGAAAAGAGACUCCUACCACUGCCACUUGGUGUCAUCGGCCCACGCUUAGUCCGUUGUGAAGAGCAGGAUAGAAUGUUCUUCAACCCCACGUUCAGACUGUUCGUUACACAUCGCGGAUGAUGACAGGAAUGUAUACAAGUCGCGUCUUGCUCUAUGGUUUUGCAACCAUUGUUCUGCUGUCAUUAUAUUAUUUCGCAUUACAUUACCAGAUUUGUUUUUUUUUCCUUUCCUUUUCUUUUCUUUUUCUGCUCCCCUCUCAGAUUCAGUAUUUGUAAUCUGAUCUGUUUUUUUCUGAAUAAGUGUUGGGAUUGGUGUCCGUUGGUAGGACCGCUGUACAUCAUGUUGUUUCAACCUUUGGCAGAUGCUUGACAGAAAGU
Chara braunii is the source of this 8279-nucleotide messenger RNA. NCBI's taxonomy places the organism in Eukaryota, Viridiplantae, Streptophyta, Charophyceae, Charales, Characeae. The record is from the annotation of a GenBank genome assembly.